UGCCCACCCCGCAUCAGGGGGCGCAGUGUGCGCGCCACCGCCACCGUCCACGUCGUGACGCCUAAGCGUCGGCGUCGACGUCGACGGCGGCAACGUCAGCCGCAGCGACGACGUCCGGGGACAUCUGUGCGAAUGUCGACGAAGUCGCGGCAAGCUCCUGUCAAUCAAUAUUUUCGUUCUUCAAGUUGUUACAGCAGGCGCGCCACUUGUUUGCACUAAGCGCCGCUCAGUGACAAUCAGUGAUACUAGAUUUGAAACGCAACAGUAAGCAGUACUGACAAUCAAUGUGACUAAUCGAGUGGAAUAUGUUGUCUGUGAUGUCCUUUAGAAGUUCUAUGUUUCCAGGACAACAGUGUUACUGAUGUACGUGGGGUAAAAUGCGGGGUUGAAACCUAACCAACGGAAGGAACAUUUGCGACGUAGUUGCAGGUACGAAUGCUAAGAAGCGCCGCAAAGCUGAAGAACAUGGAAAGGACGCAGGGGCUCUUUGGUGAUGUACGACAGCGCUAGCUGUUCGUACGCAGGUGCGCUCGAAUUAAAGGGAGCCUCCGGGGCCGGAGCCGCGGCCGCGGCCGCCGCCGGUGUUACCGCGGCCGGCGUCAAGCAGGAGAAUUGGCCGUACCGCGGCCUCACCUGCGGCAGCACCUUUCAACGGCUCAAGGAGAGCGUCGACAAGGCGAAACAGGCCCUCGCCGAUCGCAAUGGUUACCUGGCGGGUGCGUUUUCGCCGCCUCCGCGCGCCAACCCGUCCACCAUUUCACCGACCGCUUCCAUCACCGAUGCUGGCAGCUCUUAUAAAGGAGGCUGGAGCCACGCUACGUCGCCGGCACCUGGUCAGGGCUAUGGAAGCAGCUUAUCGAAGACAGCACUGGACACGCACAGCCAUCUCAGGCAGCCUGAUCCCUACCAAAUGUUCGGGGCAACGAGCAGUCGGCUCGCGAGCUCCGGUUCCGGUCAGAUUCAGCUCUGGCAGUUUCUACUCGAGCUUCUGUCUGACUCGAGUAACGCCGCGUGCAUCACGUGGGAAGGAACUAACGGCGAAUUCAAGUUGACCGACCCUGACGAGGUGGCGAGACGAUGGGGCGAGAGGAAGUCCAAGCCUAAUAUGAAUUACGACAAAUUGUCGAGGGCUCUGAGGUACUACUACGACAAGAACAUCAUGACGAAGGUGCACGGCAAGAGGUACGCGUAUAAGUUCGAUUUCCAGGGGCUGGCGGCCGCGACGCAGCCGGCGGCGGCCGAUCCGGCGGCGUACAAGUACCAGAGCGAGCUCUUUAUGUCCGGUUACGGCCACGCCAAGCUGAACCUCAUGCCGCCGCCGGCGGCGUCGGUCUCGGUUUCCGUUCCCGGCGGCCUCUUCCAAUCUGCGUCGAGCUACUGGUCGACGAGUCCGGGCGCCAACUUGUACGCCGGGCAUCACACGGCCUCCGGACACGUGCCACCGCAUCUCGGCACCUAUCCGCAUUACGCAUGACCCGCCGCCGAGCACUGGGGUGCCCUGGGCACGC
Messenger RNA from Linepithema humile (Argentine ant), 1508 nucleotides. NCBI's taxonomy places the organism in Eukaryota, Metazoa, Arthropoda, Insecta, Hymenoptera, Formicidae. The record is from RefSeq and is a predicted model, not a curated record.